Messenger RNA from Aspergillus thermomutatus, 456 nucleotides. RefSeq lists its product as uncharacterized. The record is from RefSeq and is a predicted model, not a curated record. Lineage: Eukaryota; Fungi; Ascomycota; Eurotiomycetes; Eurotiales; Aspergillaceae. The coding region runs from base 1 to 456 and encodes 151 amino acids. The transcript has 2 exons.
AUGGCGUCUUCGACACCUGCGGCGCAGAGACCUGUCUCCAGCAAUAAGGAUGAUAAUAACGGCCCAGUAGGAGAUUUAUACUCUAAGAUCAUCACUGGGGGUUUUGGCCUGUGGGUUUCUGCUGUCGUCGUGCUCGGGCUUUCGGCUGGUAUCAUCUCAAAAUCACCACCGAGUCCCUUGCGACCGCGGCCUCUUACAAUCUGGCGGCGCUCCAUCACCAAGCCCGUUUCAUGUACCAAUGCGAGACCCCGGGAGAUGUUCAUCGUCAUCUUGGCCUUCACCACGCUGAUGUGGGGUGCCGCGUUUCCCCUGAUGUUUGUGAUGCGAAGUAACCAUGGCACGUACGAGAUCAUCAACCCUGAUAAACGUGUCGUGCUCUCAAUCGGUACAGGGAUUGUCAGUGCUCUCCAGAAUAUCACCAUUGCGUGUGCUUGUUUGGGGGUGUCUGCAUUGUAA